AUGGCGUUCAUCCGCCAAGACUCCUUCCGUUUCGACACAAUCGUGAAUCGCGUCGCGACGCAUGGUGGUGAUCGAGCACGUAGUUCGUCUCCCGAUGAUGUUUCGCGGUGAUUAUUUCUGAGUUCGCAUUGGCAGAUCUCUGCGGAACAGUAUUUGGAACGAACGUCUUACAGAUUAGGUUGGUCUCUUCGGUGGAAAUAUGGAAUCUAUGGAUGCGCGUCUUGUGGCGCAAGCAUUGAACUACCAUGGCCAGCAGUUGCAGAAGGUUUGGGAAGGGGAGCGCAAUGAAAAUGAGCUGGUGAUGCUCAAUCUCAAGGAUCCAAGCUUUGAAAUCUACCAACAACGACAAAAGACUCUGAGCUUUGGGGAUAGAGGCAAACGUCUAAAGCUUCAACAGUUCCUUGCUAAAAAAGCUGAUGCCCUGUAUGAUAAAUCAAAUUUGGAGAAAUCUGCAGAAUACAUUAAACAACAGCUAGGAGAUGAGGAGUUUUAUGCCACAGUACCAGGACUUGAUACUUUUGUCACUAUGGAGAAGUCUCAGCGUAUUCGCAACUUUUUGGAGAGUUUAGUAGUUGGAGAUGUAAUUUACGCGCAAGUAAUGGGUAAAAGUACCGCUGGUCUACUUCUGAAGGUGCUUUGCAACUGCAGUGACUGUCCUAGAGUUGUUAAUGAACUGGGAGUUAAGGCAUUGAUAUUAAAUACGGCCACUAUGCCGGCGGUGGACAAGAAAGGUGUAACGAGAGGCUACAUGGCAAAUGAUCUCGUCUGCGUCGUAGUCAGUGAAGUUAACGUUGAAGCGGAGCGAGUUGUUGCAGUUAUGAACACAGAGCCCCGUGAGGGACAAGCACCACACCCACCUAUGGGACUUAUCCAUUCCGAUGAUCUUCCGGAAGCUUAUAAGAAAGCAAUGGACAACAAAGGACAGAGUUAUGAAACGCUGUUGGAGAAUAGUACUGGCUUCAACAAUCCAAACAACAUAAAAUAUCUGUGCGAUUUAAUCGGUCUCGGACAAGAGAAUCACUCCAACAUGGUUGGCUUGAGAGAAAGAUUUCCACCUAACGAAUACGCUUCUGAGUUGAGACAAGCACAAGCGAGCAAGUGGGCAUUCCGAAGUGUCGCAGAGGGUAUAGAUCAUUUCAAGGCUGGUCGUCACACUGAAGCUUUUCAGUGCCUCAAUAAAGCACUUACUGUUGAUCCUCGCAACGUCGAAGGCUUAGUCGCCCGAGGAGCAUUAUAUGCAAAUAGUGGAAGUUUCAAGAAGGCGAUCGACGACUUUGAGACAGCACUGAAAUUAAAUCAAACACAUGUAAAUGCUCGUAAGUAUAUGGCGGAGACUCUUGUUGCGCUCGGCCGCAGUUACGAAGAUGAGAAGAAGUACGAAGAUGCUCAGAAGGCGUACGAAAACUGUCUGGCUAUUGCUCCAUACCACGAAGAAGCACGGAAUUCUAUCGAGUAUGUAAAAUCUAAGACUCUUACAGCAUCAUUGAAUCCUCUGGAUACUUUUAAGAGCUUUGAAGCCGAAAACGAUGUUGUGGAAAAUAAAAAGGAUAAGAAGAAGCGCAAGAAGGAGAGGAAAUCUAGAUCAAAGAAAAGACAGAGAUGGAGUUCCAGCUCGAGCUCUUCAUCCAGCGGAUCUUCAAGCUCUUCAAGUUCGGACUCCAGCAGCUCUUCGUCAUCUGGAAGUUCACGAUCCGUCUCUCGCUCGCCUAAUCGCAAACGCAAGCAUAAGAAAGAUCACCGUAGCUCACUUUCUCCGCUUAGCAAGCGAAUGGCACAAUAUAAUAAUCCUCCGGCUGCAGCUACCACCACCCACGAUACAAUCGCGCCAACUUCUUACACCACGAACACUCGCGAGAAAAUGGAUGACUAUGAAAUCAAAGUACGCAAGUUUCUAGAACAAACCAAGGAUGAUUCCGAUUACGAGGAUAAGGUAAGGAAGUUUCUGGAAGAGACAGCAAGAUGGAAGAGAGAAAGGGAGAAGGAAAAGAAACAUUCUGAAAGCGAGAAAUUGAAGAAGAAGAAGAAGAAAGAGAAGAAAGGGAAGGAUAAAGAAAAAGAGGAUAAGAAGAGUCGAAAGAAGAAGAAGAAGGAAGAGCGUAAAAAACGUAAAAACAAGGACAAACUUGAACGAGAUUUAGAAGCGCUGAAAAAAUCGUCUUUACCGGAUUUGGAGCAAUUAGAAUCCAAGCUUAAUGCUUAUUACGCGAAAGUUGAGAAAGACUGUGCGGCGCUAAAAAGGUAUGUAGCACAGUAUAAUGACAUACCUUCCCCUCUUAGCAACGCGGAGAAGCUCGCUGAGAGUUCGCGCAGGGAGGAAGAACUGCGCAGAGAGAGGGAGAGAGAGAGAGACGAAGCUUCGAAGGCGUAUCAUGAACGAGAACCUAGGGUACCGAUGACCGCGCAACAGAGAAAAGGUGCUUAUCGAAGUGUUGCUUGUACACUAAAUGAACAAUACGAUCAAGUGUCGUUAUCCCUUGUAGAAAUCCAGAGGAAGCCGUUAACCGACAUAUUUGAACAAGAAUCCCAAUUAAUUCACCCAGAACCGAAGCUUCCCACGCUAGAUACCGCCGCAUUGAAUGCUAAGUGGAAGGCUGCGCAAGCUGCUAGACAAAAGGACGUUCCUUCGCAAAAGUGGCAAGAUGUACCGGACAGCAAAAAGUUGCAAUCCAACGUUUUCGUGGACAGCGACGAUGAUGACGAUAACGAGAUAGAAGAGAGACUUCAACGCGCGGCCCUCGAGAAGUCUUUGAAUAUACGUAAACAAAUGCAACGCGAGCUUGCGGAGAAAAGAGCAACGCCAGCACAGCCGAUGUCCGCACCGACACCUCCGCCACCAUUGCCGAAAGAGCCACCGAUUCCAAAGCAAGCGCCCGUCAAGUACCCUACGCCACAGCCGCAAAAUAAAUUCCAGUCGUACAAGGACCCAUCGCUGUCCGUGCCGCAAGCGACGCCUAAGUUCGGUUCUAGCAACAAUUUGGGUGGCAAGUUCCAACCAAUCGGGCAGAAUAGCGGACAUCCGCCGGAACCACCGCGUCCACCGUCGACGAAGAGUCAAAGCCAAGCCAAAGGGCCGAGAACCGAUUCCGACAGCGAAGCCGAGCGUCAGCAUCGGCACACCCCGAAGAAACGCGAAUCGAGCAGCAGAGGCGGCGGGGUGAAUAAAAGAAUAAGCCGAGAUCGUCCAGCGAAGCGAUCUCGCAGCAGAUCCCGCAGCGCCUCCAGCUCGGGAUCGUCGAGGUCUCGAUCGCCGAGACGAAGCCGCUCGCGAUCGUAUUCGAACCGACGAUCCGGGAGUUACGAGAGAAAGUACAGCAGAUCGCCUUCAGGCACGUACAGCAGAUCGCGAUCAAGGUCACGAUCUAGAUCGUAUACGAGAAGUCGCAGCCGCAGUAGGUCGGGCGACAGGGGUUACUAUCGUAAGAGGCAAUUUCGGCCGUAUAAUAAUCGCGGUACGUACUACAAGCCGCGCUUUCAAGGAUUCAACAAUCCGAAUCACCGUGGUGGCGGCAACAAUUUCCAGAACCGGAACCGCUUCUACAACAAUCAACACAACAAUCGUUUCGGCAAUCGACGCGGCGGUGGCUUCAAUAAUCGUGGUGGCGGUCGCGGCCGCGGUAACCGUGGCGGUAGAUUCUUCCACGGUAAACAGGGCUUCCGCGAUUUCCGCGACAGACGAGACUUUCGAGACCGACGCGCGACGUCGCGCGACCGCUACAGCGAUCGCAGUUACUCGCCCGAUCCGAUGCGAAAGGUCGACGAGGCGAAAGAAAAGAUAAACAAGAUGCUCGAAGGUGGCGACGACGUCGAACAUCAGCAAGGUAGCGGCGGUUCGACUGUACCGCCCAACAAGAGACAAGCCGGACCCUUGAGCGAGGGCGAAGAAAGGGACGAUGAUGACUAUGAGAGGUGGGGAGAGGGAGAGGGGGGCGACACAGCUAACAAGAGUGAGGAGGUUGGACUCGCCGACCUGGAAGGCAAGGAGUACUUCAUUGAGCGCAUGAAGCAGCGAAGCAAGAAUGUUUUAAUGCAGAGAGCCAUUGCAGCUAAGACUUGGUAGAUACUGCUGUCGUCGUCACCGUCGCACUGCUUCUCUGUUUCUCCUUCGUCUGUGAUAUAGUUUCUUUUUCAAACUAUAGUUAACGGCUCUGACCGAAUCACGUGAGGCACACUUUCGUAGAUUUAUAUAUAGUACUGCUCAUUCUUUCAACAAACGUAUCUAGUUAAUUUCAUCCACAUGUAUGGCGUAGCAAUAAUUAGGCCGUUUAAUGCUGUUGUUUUGUUCAACGAAACAUACGAUCGGCGAGUGGCUUUCAUCGUUAUGCAUUAUCGGAAAAACAAUAUUGACUUCUUUUUACCUCACCGUACAAUUUUUCUUCGUGCACAUGGACAGUCAUGAUAUCCUUAACACUUAUGUUGCUAAGGAUACUACUAUUUUUGACCGUAUGCAUACAUGUGUAUACUUUUGAAAGUCGUAGGCACUGUGUGUGUUCAAGUAUAUAUGCCAGUCUGUGUAAUAAUGAAAUUGAGUUUCAUGUGUAUUGAAUUGAGGAGGAGAAAGUCCUUUUGAGUUGAGAAUAAGUCUCUGAGCAUGAUCGAGCGGAAGACUACGUAUUUUUAUUUUGUGAGAUAGCCUGCUGUUGCGAUUCGUUGAAAUGCCUAAAUAGAUACUUUCGUUUUGUUUGUAUCUUCGUAAUUAAGGAUGAAACCCGGAAACGCAGUCACAUGCGAAUGGUAUCCCUCUUCGGUCCAUAUUUCUUAAUUUCCCAUAAAACUUUGUGAAAAACGCGAAUAUGCUAUUAUAAUCUCUUCAUUAUGAAUUAUUAUUUUAAGUCAUAUAGUAAUAGAAUAAGGAUAUUCAUGUAUGUUGUAUGUAAACGACAUUGCUGUACAAUUGAAGAUCCCAAAUACACGUAAAACAAAUCUGCAAAGCUCA
Molecule: messenger RNA, 4933 nt
Organism: Dinoponera quadriceps
Lineage: Eukaryota; Metazoa; Arthropoda; Insecta; Hymenoptera; Formicidae
Product: tetratricopeptide repeat protein 14 homolog
Exons: 13
Coding region: 200-4057 (1285 amino acids)
Molecular function (GO): protein binding
Source: RefSeq, a predicted model, not a curated record